Messenger RNA from Sander lucioperca (pikeperch), 2926 nucleotides. It is a transcript of the gene pak1, whose product is annotated as p21 protein (Cdc42/Rac)-activated kinase 1. Bases 136 to 1863 code for a protein of 575 amino acids. Gene Ontology annotation, molecular function: protein serine/threonine kinase activity; ATP binding. NCBI's taxonomy places the organism in Eukaryota, Metazoa, Chordata, Actinopteri, Perciformes, Percidae. The record is from RefSeq and is a predicted model, not a curated record. The transcript is spliced from 16 exons. Gene Ontology annotation, biological process: protein phosphorylation; regulation of MAPK cascade; regulation of actin cytoskeleton organization. Gene Ontology annotation, cellular component: cytoplasm.
CCUCUCCUUCAGCUCUCAGUGGAUCAAACUUUUUCUGUUUCUUUCGUUUUUUUUGUUGUCAUUUCUUUUUGAAUCGACCUGAAGCUGUAAACACGUUUGUCGGCUAAGGAGCGGCCGGCUGCAGCCUAGCUGAAGAUGUCUGAUAAUGGGGAGGUCGAGGACAAGCCCCCAGCUCCGCCCAUGAGGAACACCAGCACCAUGAUUGGCUCCUGCAACAAGGACCCCGCCCCCCUCAACCACGGCUCCAAGCCCCUCCCGCCCAACCCGGAGGACAAGAAGAAGAAAGACCGCUCGAUCCGGUUCAUCCUGACGGGAGGAGGCGAUAAGACCCAAAAGAAGAAGGAGCGUCCAGAGAUUUCUCUGCCUUCUGAUUUUGAACACACCAUCCAUGUCGGCUUUGAUGCCGUCACCGGGGAGUUUACUGGCAUGCCGGAGCAGUGGGCCCGGCUCCUGCAGACAUCCAACAUCACCAAACUGGAGCAGAAGAAGAAUCCUCAGGCCGUCCUCGACGUUUUAAAGUUCUACGACUCAAAAGAAACGGCCAACAGCCAGAAAUACAUGAGUUUCACAGAUAAAAGUGCCGAUGCCUACAGCUCUUCCACAACAACGAGCUCCAAGGCCGUGUCAGAGACGCCCGCCAUAGCAACCGUGUCCGAGGACGACGACGAAGACGAGGCCGAGCCCCCGCCAGUGAUCGCCCCCCGACCGGAACACACCAAAUCAAUAUACACUCGCUCAGUGAUCGAGCCCCUACCUCCUCCUUCGACCAAAGAUGCUGCAACCUCCCCCAUCUCCCCGCCGACAGCAGCCGCUGCUGCCGCCGCUGUCACCCCCUCCCCCCCCUCCCCCCCUGCAGAAGGAGCUCCCAGCAGCCCCCCCAGCGCGAGUCCCGCCCCCGGGCCUUCUGUGCCCCGCCCCCAGGACAAAACCAGGAAGAAGAAGAUGUCAGACGAAGAGAUCCUGGAGAAACUACAUGUGCUCAGAUCUCCCUCUGCUGGGACGAUCGUAAGUGUGGGAGACCCCAAGAAGAAGUAUACACGCUUUGAGAAGAUCGGACAGGGGGCGUCUGGGACGGUGUACACAGCUAUAGACAUCGCUACAGGACAGGAGGUUGCCAUUAAACAGAUGAACCUGCAGCAGCAGCCGAAAAAGGAACUGAUCAUCAAUGAGAUUCUGGUGAUGAGGGAAAAUAAGAACCCAAACAUAGUCAACUACCUGGACAGUUACCUGGUGGGUGACGAGCUGUGGGUGGUGAUGGAGUACCUGGCCGGAGGUUCGCUGACCGACGUCGUCACGGAAACCUGCAUGGACGAAGCCCAGAUCGCUGCCGUGUGCAGAGAGUGUCUCCAGGCGUUGGAGUUCCUCCACUCGAACCAGGUCAUCCAUCGAGACAUUAAGAGCGACAACAUCCUGCUGGGCAUGGACGGCUCCGUCAAACUCACUGACUUUGGGUUCUGCGCCCAGAUCACUCCGGAGCAGAGUAAACGCAGCACCAUGGUCGGGACUCCGUACUGGAUGGCUCCAGAGGUGGUGACGCGUAAAGCCUACGGCCCCAAAGUGGACAUCUGGUCCCUGGGCAUCAUGGCCAUAGAGAUGGUGGAGGGGGAGCCGCCCUACCUGAAUGAAAAUCCACUCAGGGCGCUGUAUCUCAUAGCAACCAACGGUACGCCAGAGCUGCAGAACCCGGAGAAGCUGUCGACGAUAUUCAGAGACUUCCUGAACCGAUGUCUGGAGAUGGACGUGGAGAAGAGAGGGUCGGCUAAAGAGCUACUGCAGCAUCAGUUUCUGAAGGUGGCGAAGCCUCUCUCCAGUCUGACUCCUCUCAUUGUGGCUGCUAAGGAGGCUGCCAAGAACAACCGCUAGCUAGCCUUGCACUCAUUAUUCUCUCUCUCUCUCUCUCUCUGUCUCUCUCUCUCUCUCUCUCUCUCUCUCUCUCUCCCUCUCUCUAUUUCACUGUCUACCAUCCCUCCAUCCUCUGUCUUUUUUCUUUGUUAUGGGAGGGCGGCGAAGGCUGCUGUCUGGGUUACUUAACCCUUCAAAUGCCUACAGUCUUUCUCUUCCUUCUUCUUUUUCUCUUUUGUAACCUACACCGACUGCCCCUUCACCCCGUGACCUUUGACCCCCAGCUUGACCUCCCUAUUACCCCCCCCCCCCCGCCCCCCUCCUCCAACCAUCACAGGGAGAAAGAAGGGUAGUUCCUUCCUGUAACGUUUUUUGACACUCCACUCCUCACUGGACUCGAUUAGGAAGACGGAGGGCUAACUGAAUGACAUCAUCUUUGAUCAAGUGUGACGUCAUCGCUUACAUCACCGCCCCUUCAGCCCGCACGUACAGCUCGAUACGGGAGAGAGAGAGAGCUUCAACAGAGCCCAAAGACUCAGUUUUUUUUUUAAUCUUUUGUUUUCUUACCUUGUCUGUAAAAGCACCGGACCACAACAGCCAACCAGCACCCUUCGCUGCAGACUGUGUGUGUGUGUGUGUGUGUGUGUGUGUGUGUGUGUGUGUGUGUGUGUGUGUGUGUGUGUGUGUGUGUGUGUGUGUGUGUGUGUGUUCCUGUCAUGGGUCUAUGGGUUUCAGUCAGACUUAUUUCAUCGACUCCUAUCUAAAAGUGCAUUUGUUGAUUUUCAUUUCAACACUUUUAUUUUUAAAAUCAACAUAUCUGUGUGUGUGUGUGUGUGUGUGUGUGUGUGUGUGUGUGUAAUUUUGUCAUGGGGGGGGAGGGGGGAUGUUUGGAUAUUGAUUAAGUUGAUUGUAACGUAACCUUCUGUAGUUUUUGACACGGAGCAGGUGAGGUUUGGUACUUUGUCUGCAGUGUGAGCUGUGAGUUUGAGGAUAUUAAAUAUUAAUUAUGAUGAGGAAAGACUGGCAGGCCCGGGGCCAUCGAUGGACAGAGUUUGGACAGUUGGGUGGAGGCUGAGUGGAGGUU